CCCGAGCAAAGGGCAAGCAAGCGUAGACCAAAACACCAAAACAUCACAAAAAUCAAAAUAAACAAAACCCUUCCGGUCAGGCCCGCAGACCAGGGAAGGAUACCCGAUGCGACGUUAGUGAUAAGCUUCGGGGAGUGGGAAGACGAAGACGACGGGAGUGAGAUUCGGGCACAGAGGCAUGCGAUGCCCAUGCGAUGCGAUGCGAUACUGGCUGGCUGGCUGGCCCCCGUGGUACGGAGCAGCCAAGUACCGUCCGGCGCCGGGCCGGUCGGGAGCAAGACGCCACGGACGUGGUACCACGGCCCUUGGCACCACUGACGGGGUGGGAUAGGCGACACCAAGGCCCCGGGAGUCUGGGUGUCUGGACGGCAGAGGGCAUGGCGGCGGCGAAAAAACGAAUAUCCAGUAGCCAUUCCGCAUUCGCCGUCUUUGUUUGUCUUCCCCCGAGAGCUCGUCAUGACCAUAAACACAACAACAACAGCGUGGUAAACAAUGACCCCUAUCCGAUAAACCUCGACUCCAAAACAAACCCCAUCUCGAUUUCGCCAUCGAGUCUCCAGACAAACAUGCCCGCCAUCCCCGAGUAUCCGAGAAAGUCGUCAGCGGCGACGUCACCAUCAUCCAACCGGCCACACCGAGCCUCCGGCCCCGUCCAACGGGCCGUGGCAUGUGACUGGCAAAGACGACCGGGAGGCAGAUCCUACUUCUUGCUAUACCCCGGAUCGUACUUGUCCUUCCAUAUCCUAUCACCGAGGUCAGCGAACCGUCAUGAUCAGCCUCUCUCAAGUCCGAAGACAACCACAACAACGAACGGGGAGCGGGCGGGAUGAGACACAACAAGAAACCCUCCUCGGGGGGGGGCGGGGAACACCAACGGUUGGUUCGUCACACGGGGAUUGCCGUAAACAGCGAGCAUCUCCCGCGAGUGAACCCAAUCGGGACGGCAAAGGGGGGCUUCGGAUCAAGCCUGUGCCCGGAGUGGGCAGCCGAAUCACGAGGCCGGCCCAAAGCGGCCAAGCUAGGCCGCAGCGGCGGGCCGCACCCCCCCCCUCUUAGUUCGUCCGUCUGAGUGGACGGCAAGGAGGGGGGU
Chaetomium fimeti is the source of this 1090-nucleotide messenger RNA. RefSeq lists its product as uncharacterized. The record is from RefSeq and is a predicted model, not a curated record. The transcript has a single exon. NCBI's taxonomy places the organism in Eukaryota, Fungi, Ascomycota, Sordariomycetes, Sordariales, Chaetomiaceae. The coding region runs from base 195 to 830 and encodes 211 amino acids.